Messenger RNA from Paramacrobiotus metropolitanus, 1238 nucleotides. RefSeq lists its product as uncharacterized. NCBI's taxonomy places the organism in Eukaryota, Metazoa, Tardigrada, Eutardigrada, Parachela, Macrobiotidae. Bases 126 to 1166 code for a protein of 346 amino acids. The transcript is spliced from 2 exons. The record is from RefSeq and is a predicted model, not a curated record.
CUGCAUGCGUGCUUUAACUGAUUUAGUGAUAUUCUCGAAAAUUAUGCAGGGGUGCUGUGCUGUGUACAGUACUGAAACGUGGAAAUCAAUGUUAAAAAAUAACGCAAAGUAGCACUUUUCUCAAAAUGCUUGUAAUUGGAUUAUUGUCUGUAUUAACAGUCGUAACAGGUUCCGGCAUGAACCUCGAAAAGGACUGCCAUCAUCCAACGUUUGACUAUGAGAAAACUGGAUUGCCAAACACCACUUUUCCCUUUCCUUUCCGCACUGAUUUGCUGACAAUGGAUGAAUGCAAUGCCCUCGCUGCCAUAGAUGAACGGCAUGGCUGCGGACUGCUGCCAACCAUGCAGCCUAACUGCAACAUAACUGAACACGAUUACAACUACAAAAAUCACCCCUUAUCCAGGACCAUCUUAAGAAUCCUGCAGUGUCAACAGAAAAAACGUUCCGAUAUGCAAGAUUUUACGGGAAACAUCAGCCGAAUCAGCCCUAACCGAGCUGUUACCAUCGUGCUGGCGGAGAAAAGCCGUUCGGUAGAUUCUGACGUUAUUGGACCCAUUCGGCUCCAAAUCGUAGAUCUGACCGUUAUUUCCAAUAACCAUUUCACCACAGGCAAGGUCUACGAAGCCGGCAUCCUGCCCCGAUUACUGCGUUUUGAAGUGUGCAAAGGCCGCAGGUUGGUUGUCUACAAGCAGGAUUUUGCUCGCAUGCCGGAAGUACGGAUGAUCUGUUUUGGCGCGUCGGUCAUCGAUCACCUGCAGCGAUACACGUUUAUGGACUUGCCGCACCUACGGAGUUUGAUGCUGGAGAAGGACAUAACCUUUGAACUGAACGCAAAAGAAAUGUUGGCAGAACGUUCCUCAACUGGUACAUAUAAACCGAAGUUUAUGAGCAACCGCGAAGUAAUGGAGUUGCGACAUCUGCACUGUGACUGCUCGAUGACAUGGUUCCGGAAUUUUCUAAAGCUGAGACAGCUUCUUGCCGAAAGAGAAGUGGGCGAAGUGUUCAUCGUGGGCAAUUACCUGUCGCCGUAUAUUCACCCCAUGGGGAGCCUGCACUCGCAGAUGAUGAGUGUAGAUUGUGCGCGGGAACUAACUUACAACAAUACGCGCGUCGGCAUGGAUUUCUCGUACAAUACAUAUUGUGACAAUAUAGGGUGUCAUUUCUAGCUUUUUCGGUUCGACGGUGUCACAGUGCGGCGUUCAUUAAUACAGCAUAUGAACAAUGAAAACGUACUCAGG